Messenger RNA from Hyaloscypha bicolor E, 1476 nucleotides. RefSeq lists its product as uncharacterized. NCBI's taxonomy places the organism in Eukaryota, Fungi, Ascomycota, Leotiomycetes, Helotiales, Hyaloscyphaceae. The coding region runs from base 114 to 1259 and encodes 381 amino acids. The record is from RefSeq and is a predicted model, not a curated record. Gene Ontology annotation, molecular function: pre-mRNA binding; U6 snRNA binding. The transcript is spliced from 2 exons. Gene Ontology annotation, cellular component: Prp19 complex; U2-type catalytic step 1 spliceosome; U2-type catalytic step 2 spliceosome.
ACGAGUUCAUCCACAACACAACCCCUCCUCAUCCUCGAUCCACAAGACACCACCCAGUCGCGGCUCCCAAAGAAGUUUCGCGCAGUUGGCGAUAUCUGCUCAAAUAGCCCAAGAUGCCUCCUCAAAUCAAGCAAGAUCUCAACCGCUCUGGUUGGGAGACCACCGACUUCCCUUCAGUCUGCGAGAACUGUCUCCCAGACAAUCCAUAUGUCCAGAUGAUCAAACAAGACUACGGAGAAGAAUGCAAAAUUUGCACACGACCAUUUACGGUAUUCAAGUGGAAAGCGGACCGCACAGCACGAAGCAAACGUACCAACAUCUGUCUCACGUGCGCCCGUCUCAAGAACUGCUGCCAAUGUUGUAUGCUCGAUUUGUCCUUCGGUCUCCCCAUCGUAGUCCGCGAUGCAGCGCUCAAAAUGGUAGCACCUGGCCCUCAGAGCGCCGUUAAUCGAGAGUAUUACGCACAGGAGCACGAGAAAGAGAUUGAAGAUGGGAGGGGAGGGGUUGAGGCAUAUGAGAAGACGGACGAGAAAGCUAGAGAGCUCCUACGACGACUAGCGAACAGUGAACCGUAUUUCAAGAAGCAGAGACGGAUUGGACCAGCCGAGGGAGAAGGUGCUGAAGGAGACAGCUCGGGGAGUGCAAUGGCGUUGGCGAAUAACGGCCCCGGUCCGAUACGAACAAGAGAUAACAGAGGCGCGCCAAGUUCGAGAGGAACGACUCUACGGGGUGGAAGGGGCGGGCCAAGAGGAGGAAGGGCUUUCCCGAGUGCGGCACAAUUACCUCCUGGACCGCAAGAUAUCUUACCGCCGGCAGACCAAUCCAUCACUUCAUUAUUUGUUACCGGCGUGGAGGAUGAUUUGCCUGAAUUCAAGAUCCGUGACUUCUUUUCCCCUUAUGGGAAGAUCCGGUCUCUAGUCUGCUCGCAUAUGUCACAUUGUGCGUUCAUCAACUACGCUACGAGAGAGGGGGCGGAGGCUGCUGCAGAAGCAUUAAAGGGGAGAGCUGUUAUUGCUGGGUGUCCGUUGAGAGUUCAGUGGGGGAGGCCGAGGCCCAUUGGGAAUAUGGACAAAGAUGAGAGAAUAGCUACUGGGAGGGAAGGACGGUCUGCCUUUUCGGAUUCGAGUUCGCAAGGAGGGGUUGGAGGCGCUCGAAGAGCUAUUGACCCUCCGCCGAAGGACGAUCUGGCUAGCAUGGCUGCUGUGGCCCCACCACCGGGUCAAGAUGAUGUUCAAUAUGCAAGCUUGGCUGGGAAUUGAUGGAUAUUGGUCAUUUGCAUUGGAAGGCGUUGGGCGACGAUGAAAUCGGUCUGGGCAUGGCGAUGACUUGUUCGUAGGUAUAUUAUGAAUUGAAUGAUUACCCUGGGCUUUCAUUAUCACUCUGCUGUAAAAGCAUGUGCACUGUGCUUCUUCGAGCUACUGUAUUGAAUUCUUGUUACUCGAUAAGCAUAAUGUAACUUUGACAAAGCAACCUCCC